Molecule: messenger RNA, 1602 nt
Organism: Panicum virgatum (switchgrass)
Lineage: Eukaryota; Viridiplantae; Streptophyta; Magnoliopsida; Poales; Poaceae
Product: RNA pseudouridine synthase 4, mitochondrial-like
Exons: 6
Coding region: 1-786 (261 amino acids)
Biological process (GO): pseudouridine synthesis
Molecular function (GO): RNA binding; pseudouridine synthase activity
Source: RefSeq, a predicted model, not a curated record
AUGCCUGUGCCGGAAGCUCCCACCUCCAGCUCCUGCAGGCAGCUCCUGCAGGGUCCCCCGGAGGAGGAAACAGUUCCCCUUCCCCAGGUGCUGGCCCAGCCGCAGGAUAGGGCCUGCAAGCUGGCUGUUGCCAGGGCGGGGCUGGAGGAGGACCGGAAGUCCCUCGAUAAGCGGGAGUCCCACGCCUCCAACAUGGAGAAGCAGUUUGGGCGCCAGCGCGACUCCCUCAAGAAGCAGAAGGAGUGGUGCUUUGCACUUUCACAGGUUGUAUUAGAAGAUGGUAAGUCGGAGCGUCUGACUGUUUGUGCUGGUUCAAAUACUAUCUCUGUUCAAGAUGCUUUAACAGAGUACCGAGUGAUUGAAUCUUGCCCGCAAGGCUACACUUGGUUAGAACUAUUUCCUUGUACAGGAAGGAAGCAUCAGCUCCGAGUCCAUUGUGCGGAGGUUCUUGGAACACCAAUUGUUGGGGAUUACAAGUACGGACGACAAGUGCACCAGAACUGGUCGCCUCUUCCCAUGCCACAAGCAAUCGAUGAGGAAAUGCUCAAGAAAAGGAAGCUUCCCUUUGGGCUUGCUUUGGGUGGUGGAAGCGUAGCUGAGGAACAGCCUCAGCUGCAUCUACAUUGCAAGCAGAUGAUCCUUCCUGACAUCUCAGAGGCUAUGCUGCGCCUGCAGUCUUCAGAUGCUGAUUAUGAUUUUUCUGAUCUUGAGAAGCUCAGCUUUGUUGCUCCAUUGCCGUUGCAUAUGCGGUUGAGCUGGGAGAUUUUGAAGUCAUUAGGCAAGUAAUACUGUACUUUUAUCUGUUGGUCAUGUCUGGUUGCUGUGCUGUAACUGUGGAUUUUGCUUUGAGAUAAUGCAAAAGCUUCGCUUGGACCAUGGUUUUUACGGGGCGAGGCGUGACGACCCACCCCCUUCCAGACUCCUAGGCGGGUAUGGCGUAUGUUCAUCUCUUAUGCAGCAAGGUUCCGACAAACAAGCACAUAUUCACACCAAUUAGGCAACCACAUGGGCAUAUACUAGCAGAAUGGAGCACAGCUAUGACCUAUCUAUUCCUGAUAGCGCUACAAAUAGCAGAGAGGAGCAGAGCAAAGUACGAGUACUAAAAAACAGAGUAGAGGAAGAGGGGAGGAAAAGCAGAACCACAGAGCAAAGUACGAUUACGAAACAGAGCAGAGGAAGAGGGGAGGAAAAGCAGAACCGCAGAGAAAGGAGGAAAGAGUCGGCACCUGCCUUGGCCUUGGGUCGCCUUGCGUCGACACGACGCCUUCCCACGCGAGGCGACCCCAUAUGCGGGAACAGCACGGCGGGCGGGACGCCUCCGUUGGGUGGUUGCCUGGAGUUACGCCAUAAAAACCAUGGCUUGGACAACCUUAAUGCCAAUGUUAGUGAUGACCAGGUUGUGGUCCUCUAGUGGUUCAAAGAUGCUAUAAACAGAGAAACAAUGCCUUGUGUAGUUUACAUUGUUCUUUUUUUUUGUUCCUAUUCAGAGAAAACCUGCUUUAUAUCAUCACAUGUAAUGACCAAUGAUAGUUACUCCUCUUUUAACAUGGAACUAAAGGAUUCUUUACAUUAUUACACGUAAUGUCUGGGACACGAUCAACC